AUGUGCUUCGCCUGCUCGCGCUGCGAGUACCCUAUCUGCGACAGCAGCACGCUGCUUCUUCGCAAGGUGCGUCAGGGGCCGAGCGAGUACGCCUUUCACUACAACCUGGACGGGCUCCUCGAUCUCGAGGAGGUGCAAGUGCCAUGCUAUAGCGCGGCUGAGGUCGUACACACUUCGGCAGUAGUGUCCGAGUCUCUCAUGAAGUUUCCAAUGCCGCCUGCGGCGCUGGUGGUGGCACUCGAGUCCAUUGUGCAAUCUCGCAAACACUGGAUCCAGCAGCGUCAGAGCAUGAAUGCCCGACUGCACGAGCGCGGCGUCGCGGCGCUGCCCGCAACAAGCGCGGAAGCCUCGAUAGCAGCGGUUACAAGCGGCACGGCUUCGUCAGUUGAGGGAACGCUUUCCACGCCUGCUGACGUGAGCAGGGGCGCGGACGCCGCCCCGGUGGCCGCCACCACCACAGCAGCGAGCAACGCUCCCAUUGUGCGUCGCUACGGGGACACGGCAGAGAGCCGUAUCGACCUUGUGUGCGUCAAGGACAGCGUGCUCGCCGGCGGGGUGCAGGAGUGCACAAAGGACCGCAGCGCAGUGGCCACCACCGUUGUCAGCCCGGAGGGCCAAGGCGCUGAAGAUGGAGCAGAAUCAGCCGCCCAUCGCGAAGACGGAGUAGUCAGAUCGGCAUUGGCGACUGCGCCAGCAGUCAUCCGCGACGCGAGCUUCGCCAACAUCCAGGCAGACGUCAUGAAAGCUGCCACUGCCGCCGCUGCCGAGACGAGUUGGACCUCACCUGGCAACUUUCGCCUCCGUGAAGCAUUCAUUGACGUGAGCCGUACCACGCUUUCAUCACGCGCGCCAUGGUUCCAGGACUACAAGUGCGUGAGUCGGGUGCAAUGCCCAGACUGUCACCAACCGCUAGGCUUUGUGUUCUGCGUCUCGGACUCAAACAAACAGCAGCAGCAGCGCUCCUCCAGUGAAGCGGCAGGGCCGCUUGAGGCGACACUGCAGACACAGGGGGUGAAGCGUCCAGCCACGUCGGAGGCAGAUGAGACGGGCAGUAUCGACGACACUGCCACCCCACCAGACGCCGUCGCUGUCCAACAUAGUAGCGCUGGCCCAGCCACCGCCCCAGUGACAGAAGUAACGCAGCUGCCGCAUGCCAAGAAGACACGAAAUGAAAAAGAUGCACAGGCAGCGGCGUCGGCCAGUACGCGGCACACGUGGCAGGAGGCGCGGCUGCACCGGCAACGCAACGGCGCUGAAGAGUGCCAGGGAAAAAGUGGCAACGAGGCGGAGGACAGGGAAGACGGGGUGCAAGGCGGCGCGGACGAGGCUGAUGACGAUGACGCGGAGGCAGCCCCUGAUCGAUUUGUCGGACUCGAACUGAAGCGCAUUGUUCAGCGCCAAUGGACGCUGAGCGUCUUUCACGAACGCUACAGCAAGUCUCGCCAGCUGCAAACGUUUCGGGAGCUGUUCCCCGAAGCCGAGGAGCUGCAGAGUUUGUACAGCCGCCUGCUGGGCCUGCGCACCCAGACGGAGCUUUACAGCAGUCUGCUACGCCGGCACAAGGAGCAGAACGAUGUUCAGAUGGCACUCUUGAUGAGCAACAAAGAUCGCAUGCACACGUACGACGAGAAGGUUAAGACAAUGCAGCAGAUCAUUGAGGCGCAGCGGGCACAAAUCGCCAUGCAGACGCGGCAGAUUCGAAACCAGGAGGAGCUUGUGCAGAGCCACCGGCGGCAGUUUGCCACACAGAAGCGGCAGAUGGAUGUAGAGCAGCUCCUGCUCGUGCAGCAGAGCAAAACGAUCGAGUCGCAGAAGGAGCAGUUACGCUUGCUCAAGAACCACUUCCAGGCAACACGGCCUGAGGUGUUGCUGGACGCGCGGCUGAGAGGCAGCCCUUGUCCACCGCCCUUGCUGAGCCGCGGCCUACCCAGUGGCACCGGCGGUAUCGAACCGUCGCAGGCUGUCCAAGCGGCGCAGUCGCUUCGACAGCUUUCCGCGAGAGGUCGAUACCGCGAAGAGGCAGAGCACGAUUGGACUGACGCGGAAGAGGGGGAGGAGGAAGGGGGUGGAGAGGGCGAUGGGCGGAUUCGAAAGACUGUGGCGCCGUCGGCGAGCCUCUCUGUCGCGCCUUUGGAGACACCGCCAGCGCACCUCUGCGGCGUGCCCACAUCCUCCGCGUCUCGCCACGGAGUCACCCCCUCCGAAAACGACCAGACGUUGGCUCACACAUCACUUCCGCUUUCCUCGUUCGGUUCCGAAAGAGGAAAAACAACGUAG
Leishmania major strain Friedlin is the source of this 2277-nucleotide messenger RNA. RefSeq lists its product as hypothetical. The record is from RefSeq and is a predicted model, not a curated record. The transcript has a single exon. The coding region runs from base 1 to 2277 and encodes 758 amino acids. Lineage: Eukaryota; Euglenozoa; Kinetoplastea; Trypanosomatida; Trypanosomatidae.